Molecule: messenger RNA, 1147 nt
Organism: Anopheles arabiensis
Lineage: Eukaryota; Metazoa; Arthropoda; Insecta; Diptera; Culicidae
Gene: PIG-H
Exons: 4
Coding region: 230-883 (217 amino acids)
Biological process (GO): GPI anchor biosynthetic process
Cellular component (GO): glycosylphosphatidylinositol-N-acetylglucosaminyltransferase (GPI-GnT) complex
Source: RefSeq, a predicted model, not a curated record
UUGGCUGUGCGAAAAUGUAGUAAGCAGAUACAUCCCACCAACUUCCCCCAUGGCCACUUAAAAGUUAUGUGCUGUGAUCCGAAUGGCGUGCGUGUGUGUUUGUGUGUGUUAGCGCAAGGGCCGUUUUUCGUGUUCUUUCAUGAAACACCAUGAAUUAAUACACGUCGAUUUUCACGGAAGUAGACACCACCAUGGCAGCGACACAUCAUUAGCCACUCCUAUCCAAUGAAUGACGCACACCGCCGCUUCGUUGCGUGCCGCUGUUUGGAAACAACAAUUAGCAAAACAAAAUCGAACCCUCGCCCUCUGCUCGGCUUCUGAAUGCCACAUUGUUUCCUUUACCGAAAUGGUGUUUCUUUGGACAAGUGCCGGGACUCAAAUACACGUUAAAAUAGUCCACAAAUCGGCCAGCGUGUUGCAGCUUUCCGUGGAAAAUGUGGAAGCCCAUCGGCAGCGGCACACUCUGCUAGUGCUGGAGCUCGGAACACUUUUCUGCUUUGCAGUUUGUAUGUUUCUUUUCCGACUAAAUGUUCUCCACGCCCUGUUUGUUCUACCCAUCGGUACGCUUGUAUACCUGUACAACAACGUGAUAAAAUCCGAAAGUCUGGUGUUAGUCAAGGAUUUUGCACUGCAAUGUUCCACAACAUUUGCGAACGGGGCGGUACGCAACGCUCUCAUACCGAUGGAAUAUGUGCAGGAUAUCGUAAUCAACGAAGUGUUCUUUAACCUUAAAGUAAUAUUCGUGCUGCAAUUACUUACGAAGGGACAUUUAUUUCGGAAGAAGCCUGUUAUAACGCUUCUACAGCAACUAAAACCAGCCCUUCCAAGCCUGAAAAUUAUUUACAACGAGCUUCACUCCGUUCUCGAGCUGCAGAAUUGUUGACGAGCCGGUGGCGACUAUUACUGUUCCGUAGGGAGAGCUUGUGCAUUAUGUUUAGUAAAUUGUGCACCUCCUGAACGCCAGUUGCUGCAUCCGGGGCGGGAAAUAUUUGUUUCGAUAUCCGUUCUACCUUCUUCAAUUCCUGAACCGGCUGUUUCGGCACACACACAUCGGUAUCAUUCUAUGUUUUAAGCAAGCAGGACCAAAGACAAACACAGUCAGGCACAACGAAACAUGUGCAAUAAAGAUAACGCAUACUUACAAUCA